Messenger RNA from Oncorhynchus keta (chum salmon), 2699 nucleotides. RefSeq names its product mucin-2-like. The transcript is spliced from 6 exons. Bases 12 to 785 code for a protein of 257 amino acids. Lineage: Eukaryota; Metazoa; Chordata; Actinopteri; Salmoniformes; Salmonidae. The record is from RefSeq and is a predicted model, not a curated record.
UGACAUCCUGUAUGGAGGGGUUGUACCUACCCAUGUUCCUGUCUCCAACACCAGCCCAGGGUGCACUGCUCUACGCCUCUGCAGACCAACCCCUGGAAAUCACUGUCAGAGCACAGGCUACCCAGUCCACGGUUUCAGAGCUGUUGGUGAGCGGACCUUCCAGUAUCACAGAGAACUCCACUGUCCCAGGAGAGUACCUUCUAAGAUGGACGCCCACUGAGGAUGAGGAGGGAGGGUACUAUCCUGUGUGCUUCAUCGCUCAGGGAGUGAACGACAGUUUCACGUAUCACUCUGAGCUGCGCUGUCUGAUCGUCAGGGUUGGAAACACAAGUGCCAUCAGAACCACAGAGGAACCAACAACCUCCCCUCCUCUGACAAUAAACCUCACGACCACAGAGGAACCAACAACCUCUCCUCCUCUAACAACAAACCUCACGACCACACAGAUUUCACCUGCACUUCCAAAUACCACCCAAACAACUACUGAACUCACAACCACACCCACAAAUGUCAGUACGUACGCACCCACAACUACCACGGCAUCCACAACUUUAAGUACACACCCAACCACCGAUCUCACAACCCAUAUUGUGGACGGUACAACAACGAGCAGUGGGCCUAGAUACGUUGCUGUACUGAGGAUAAAACUGUCCUCUCUGAUCCCACUGACAGAUGAUUACAUCAGAAACGUGGUUUUACAGCAGCUCCGUGAGGAACUGAUCAGACAAGGGCUGCCAGGGGACUUCGCGCUACGCCUGAGAGACACUCAUGGGAUCAGUUCCUGAGGGGGGAACAGGAAUUCACAUAGACAUUCUUCACUCCUACUUGUCUUGUCUUCCUGGUUCUGAUUCUGCAGAAAGUUCUUCUGAAGAAGAAGUGGUUCCUUAUAAUGACAGAGUUGAUUUGUACUAAUCUCUUGAAGAAGAAGUGGUUGAAUGACUAAAAUGUAAAUGUUUUAUGUCUAGAAGAAGAAAUAGAACAUAAAUAUGAUGGGUAACAGAGUUUGGUAAUGUACAGAGGUAGACUGGGGUUCUUUCCUGUUUGCUAAUGUACAGAGGUAGACUGAGGUUCUUUCCUGUUUGGUAAUGUACAGAGGUAGACUGGGGUUCUUUCCUGUUUGGUAAUGUACAGAGGUAGACUGAGGUUCUUUCCUGUUUGGUAAUGUACAGAGGUAGACUGAGGUUCUUUCCUGUUUGGUAAUGUACAGAGGUAGACUGAGGUUAUUUCCUGUUUGGUAAUGUACAGAGGUAGACUGAGGUUAUUUCCUGUUUGGUAAUGUACAGAGGUAGACUGGGGUUCUUUCCUGUUUGGUAAUGUACAGAGGUAGACUGAGGUUCUUUCCUGUUUGGUAAUGUACAGAGGUAGACUGAGGGUCUUUACUGUGUCAAGAAUAGUUGAUUGAGGCUCCGUUUUCUGUGACAUUUUAGUGACAGAGGGCACAGGUAGGGAGAACCCACUUGUAAACACCCACACACACACUCAGGAAGACGUUUCACUUUCACUCACACAUGGAGCAUAAAGAAGAAUGAACAAUGAGGUUGAAUUGACAUUGACGAAAGAGAAUAAAAUAACUGACUGACUAAAGAGAAGAAGAAAUGAAUUGACAUUGACUAAAGAUAAGAAGAAAUGAAUUGACACUGACGAAAGAGAAGAAGAAAUGAAUUGACAUUGACGAAAGAGAAGAAGAAAUGAAUUGACACUGACGAAAGAGAAGAAGAAAUGAAUUGAUUGAAAUCCUAAUUAAAGGUUAAACAUAUUAAAUGUUAAAGGUUGAAAACAUUGGGAGAUAUUACAGGUGUUAAAAUAAUGCAGGUGAGGAGAGUUAUAAUGUAGUUUUCUUUAAGUUGUGAAUCAUAUUGACUGUGUUUCAUUCUGCUUAGAGGACAAGGCCUUAGGAGGUUGAUAACGAGACGUUAUAAUGGUCAAAUGUUAUCAUGUUUAAAAUAUUGAAUUAUUAAGAUAUAACUGGAGUAAUAAAUUAGGUUGUAGUAAGAUUAGAAUUGAGUAAAGGUAGUUUGAAAAAUGUAUGUUUUAAGAAGUUGAUGUUAAUGAAGUAUAUUAAAGGUGCUAGCUUGAUCUGGAAAUCGCUUGAGGUUUCCUCAUUGAUAGACAUGUUCUAGAACAUUCUAGGAGGAAUCCUUUAGGUUACCUCAUUGGUAGAAGUGUUCUAGAACAUUCUAGGAGGAAUCCUUUAGGUUACCUCAUUGGUAGAAGUGUUCUAGAACAUUCUAGGAGGAAUCCUUUAGGUUACCUCAUUGGUAGAAGUGUUCUAGAACAUUCUAGGAGGAACCCUUAAUGUUAACUCAUUGAUAGAAGUGUUCUAGAACAUUCUAGGAGGAAUCCUUAAGGUUACCUCAUUGGUAGAAGUGUUCUAGUAGCUGUUAGUUUUUUAGACACCAACUGAGGGACUGAGCAUCCCGAGGGGGGAGACAAAAAUCUGUUUAUAAGUUGUAGAAGGUAAGAACAUGUUUUUCUUGUUAAUAAAUACAGUGCUUCUCAUGAAAUUGUGAAAAAAAAAUAUAUAAUAUUGGUACACCCUAAUAAGGGUUUAGUUAAGGGUUUAGUUAAGGGCGCUCAAUUUAAUCCAAGGAAAUGUUUUGCUUAUCAUCGAUUGGUGAUAUUGAUUUGUGAUUGGUUGAUCGAGGAUUUUUUAUGCCUGUUUCUGUCAUUUUGAAUAAACUUGCUUUAUUGUUCUGAAA